AUGGAAGAAGAUGAGUUUAGGUGUUGGAGCGGAGGUCGUAUUGAGGAGCAAGCUAAGAGACCGGUUGCGUGGAUGAACUAUGAAUUGAUGCAGCAUUUGUUGAGAUACUGGAGAAACGAAGAAAAUAUGCUGUUCAUGAGCAUUCUGCUCGCACCAGCAAUGACGUUGGCCAGGCUACAUCCGCUGUUGGUCACUUCCUCCUCAAUUACCACACUCAACCAGCCUCUAACUCUCACCAAUCUUCCUGCCGACAUCCACUUUGCGAUUUUCAAGAACCUCCACAUCGUCCAUGCAACCUGCCUAGGUCUUACGAACACGACCUUCUAUGCAGUCCUCAAAGCUAUCUACCCGGGCAAGAUCUCGAUUGAUCCGUACGCUUACAAGUACAGCUGGGCGAAAGUAGGCCUGCUAGGAAACUUGAUCUCGCAGUGGAUGCGUCCGCGGAUGCUUUGGGACGGCUUCGUUUUUGUGACGCCCGAGCGGUACAAGGAAUUGGAAGACCGAGACUAUGAUCUCAGUUUGCAAGCACAGUUUGAGGAAAUGUGCAAAUGGUAG
This is a messenger RNA of Hyaloscypha bicolor E, 555 nucleotides long. RefSeq lists its product as uncharacterized. Bases 1 to 555 code for a protein of 184 amino acids. The record is from RefSeq and is a predicted model, not a curated record. The transcript is spliced from 3 exons. NCBI's taxonomy places the organism in Eukaryota, Fungi, Ascomycota, Leotiomycetes, Helotiales, Hyaloscyphaceae.